Molecule: messenger RNA, 1708 nt
Organism: Closterium sp. NIES-67
Lineage: Eukaryota; Viridiplantae; Streptophyta; Zygnematophyceae; Desmidiales; Closteriaceae
Source: the annotation of a GenBank genome assembly
CGCUCUCUCCUCUAAACCACCCGCCAUCACCAGCCUUUUCCCCAGCUCUCCUCACUCCGCCUCGCCUAUUAUCUCCCUCUUAUCGCUCUAAGUCCACAUCUAUCCGCUUCUCGUAUCGCGAUGGCUCUCGUGGACUACGAGCGCGUGGCGCGCGCCGUGAAGGAGUGGCCCACGUGGCUGCUGCGCAAGGCCAAGGUCGCGGCGCAGUACGGCUUCGUGCCGCUCGUCAUCACCGUCGGGAUGCUCUACACCGAGCCGCAGCCGCACCUCCUGCAGCUGAUUGGACCUUAGAUUGACCUUAUAUCGAAUCGACCCGUACAUCGUUAAGUUUCGCGUCGUGCGUUUUAUUACGGAGUUGGCUAAUAGCAGAGUCGAAACCCCAUGUCUUUCCGCGGAUCAGGCUCGCACGAAUUCCCUUGAAGCCGAUACUGGCCGGUACUGGUCGAUCUGGUCGACACCGAGGGAUUGCUUUCGUGGAUCCUGCAGCGGACUGAACGGACCGUAGAGUGUUUCUUCCCAGCGCCAUAUAAGCGGUGCGCCGGUUUGAUUUUCCGUAUCCAGCGCCCGUGGCAGAUAGGCAGAUACAGCGAGAUUGCUCCCGUGCACUCGAAUGGGGUUCUCUAGUAGAAUUGGUUUCCAUACCUUCUCUGCAGUGAUUGGCUGGAUGGUGGUUCUGUUUAAGGACUCUUAGUUACCUGUUUGCUUACACUAAUAAUGCAAUGGUUUCGGCUGCUCCUACCUUCGGCCUUCACGACCCCACUCCUCACUCCACUCCACUCCUCUCCACCACCUGUGAAUGACCUUCAUGCCAUAAGAACAGUUAGCUUUGUAGAUGUGAAAGCUGGCAGGCGAACCACAUUUCGAGUACCAAUUCAAUGCACCACUCUUCCACAGCCACCGCCGCCACCGCCGCUAGCGCCGCUCCCUUGCCGUUGCCCCGCGAUUCGCCCGUCCAUCCGUUCGCCACUUCACUCCGCACAACGCGAUCCCUUUCGUUCUGCGCACACGCCGUAUUGCGUUAACCCCUGCUGGUUGAAAUACAAUAAGAUGACGCGAGAGCUCGCUACGAUCAUCACCGCGGCUGCCGCGCUUGUCGGUACCGGUCUGGGCCUGCUCUUAUCGCGUACAGUGCUCAAACCUAAGCUAUCCAAAUCCACGAUUAAGCACGUGGUGCUGACGAAAUUUAAGGCGGAUCGGACGGCUGAGCAGAUUCAGGAGCUGAUCGACGGCUAUAGAGCUCUCACUGAGAAGAUACCCGCGAUGAAGGGAUUCGAGUGGGGCGGCGAUGUGAGUGUGGAGGGCUUUCAAAAGGGCUACACGCACGUGUUCGUCUCCACCUUUGACGACGUGGCGGGCCGGGACGCGUACCUGGUGCACGAGGCGCACAAGGAGUAUGCGGCUGUGCUGUUCGAGGGGCUGGAGGACGCCAUUGUGCUGGACUAUGUGCCCACGGUGGCUCUCUCACGGUUCUACUCUUGACUGAAACCAGCUUAGAACCUUUACUGUACCUGCAGCAUAGAGCGCACAAGGAAUUCGCAGACGUGCUGUUUGAGGGGCUGGGGGACGGCAUUGUGCUGGUGGACUAUGCGCCCACGGUGGCACUCAUGGUUCUCCUGACUGACCUAACCAUUGCCAGCAACCUCUAGCUAUCCCUAGUGACAAAGCUCUUGGUACCAUACAUGUAUUGCCGAUGAAGGGAAUUUGCUGC